UUUUUUUUUUUUUUUUUCUCAAAAUUAUAAAACAUGAUUUAAGAAAUGGAUCCUCCAUAGCCAUUGUUUCCCACUCGGACUCUCAUCUCUCCCCUAUAAAUAGCUACAAUUUCUGAACCGAAUUACAUGUACGUAGCUGUGGCGCGUUCUUGGCUCGCAAUUUCGUCCAACACUAACCUAAUUCGUCGAUUCCACAAUUUGGGGCUUUUUUUCAUGGCGAAUUUUAUGUUGGGGCAAACAGAUUUCCAGAUGUUGCCGCUCAGAAGGUUUAAUACCGCCACUUCACCACUGAUUCAUAUAACUAAACGAAGGCUACCACCCCCAAAUCGAUUUAGGUUUAGGGGCUGCUGCUCCGAUAACCACGGCAAUAAUUUCAGUAGUGAUCGUGUUAGUUGCAAUGAUGUACAGAAAGUGAGGGCGUCUCCUAGUUGGGCCCCGCAGUUACUCCGUCCUUCUGACGAGGUUUUUGUCAAUGGCGGUGGUGCCGCUAAUCGAGGAAACUUUGCCGGAGGUGUGGACCAGUCCUCCCCGCAGAAAGUCAUGCUCGCCGUUGAUGUUGAUGAGGUUCUUGGGAACUUCGUAUCAGCUCUGAAUAAGUUCAUCGCAGAUCGCUACUCUCAAAACCACUCGGUUUCUGAGUACCAUGUUUAUGAAUUUUUCAAGAUAUGGAACUGUUCGCGUGAUGAAGCUGAUGUUCGUGUACAUGAGUUCUUUAAGACACAUUAUUUCAAGAAAGGGAUACAUCCACUUCCGGGUGCUCAAAAGGCUAUUCAAAAUUUGUCCAAACUCUACGACUUGUCCAUUGUUACGUCCCGCCAAAACGUGAUCAAAGAUCACACAAUUGAAUGGAUCGAAAAACAUUAUCCCGGUCUCUUUCAGGAGAUCCAUUUUGGCAACCACUUUGCUUUAGAUGGACUUUCCAGAUCUAAAUCAGAGAUUUGCAAGUUAUUGGGGGCAAAAGUAUUGAUUGAUGAUAAUCCGAGAUAUGCAAUUGAGUGUGCAGAAGUUGGGAUAAAGGUUCUUCUUUUCGAUUACGAGAAUUCGUAUCCUUGGUGCAAGACUGAGCAUAUUCCUCAGCAUCAUUCUCUUAUUACCAAGGUACACAGUUGGGAAGAGGUACAACAUCAAUUGUCCUUAUCGGCGGUCUCCUAAGGAUCGUAAAAAAUUGCAAAAUUGCAGCUAGAGGAAUAUUUUUUUGCUGCAAAAAUAUUCAACAGUUCGUUACUAGCAGAUUUAUUUUGUUUACUAUCCCCUUCCCUUAGUCUUUAUGUUGGGGAAUCGAGUGAUGGGAUUAGAGUUGCAAUUUGAUAAUUUUUUUUCUUUGUUUUCUUCGUCUGAGGAGUUGCAUUUUCUCCAAACUUGCUAUUUUUUUUAAGCCGAAGGGCUUGUAAAAGUAAAAUUAGAAUUGCCGGUCUCGAUAUAAACGAACGCGUGCAUUCUUGGAGUAGGUACAUUAUUUAUUUAUUCUUGAUAUAAACUGGUUUAUUUA
Erythranthe guttata (spotted monkey flower) is the source of this 1489-nucleotide messenger RNA. The record is from RefSeq and is a predicted model, not a curated record. Lineage: Eukaryota; Viridiplantae; Streptophyta; Magnoliopsida; Lamiales; Phrymaceae.